UCCCUCCCAGUCUACGCAACGUCAUUCCUCCCGUGGGUUCAUCGGGUGGGCAUUGUGUCCUUGAAUCAGCCCAGUUUGCCCCCUAGAACCUAACUUCCCCAGGCCGUGUCUAUAAUUGUAAGUCAGCCCCUCACUGGACGCUUUCUGCUAAGCUUCCCUGACCCAAGGGAAAGAAUGCCCAGGAGCCCGGAGCCCUAGGAAACCAAGACCAAGAGGUAGAAUUGGAGAAGAAAUUGAUCAUUUAGAGGGAGGGCCAAAAGUUGCUGUUGGAAUCGGAGAGACGGCAUACCAGUUAAGAGUGCUUACAGCUCUUACUGAGGACUGGAGUUUCGUUCCCAAGUCAGAUGACUCACGACUGCCAGUAACUUCAGCUCCAGAGGAUCCAGUGAUCUUUUCUGGUCUCCACUGGUGUCUAAAGAAGAACAGGAGUAUCAGGAGGUCAAAGCCAGACAGGACUACAGCGGGGAUUGUAGGUCAGCCUCGGCCACGGAUUGAGGCUGGACAAACAAAAGAGAGCCAGGACAGUUCUGAGUUUACAGGGCGUUCUGUCUGUGGUCAGAGUCAGCAGCAGGAGCCAUCCUUGUCUCUGAGAUGCUGUGGGGGCUCAGAUCCCUACUUCUGCUGCAUUUGGGGUUCCUUUCUCCAGUUUUGGUUGAUAUCAAGAAGACAGCAAUGGAAGAUGGUCUAUGCAGUAUAAUCCCUUGUGUGAUUGAAUUUUCCAAGGCGCCUCUCAGAAAGCCCAUGAUUGUGAGCUAUAGGCUUAAUGAAAAUAUCAGCUUCCAUGUUGGUACCAGCCAGCCCAGUGGCCCCAUGGCUGAUCUCCCCACAGAGGAGGUGGAAUACUGCAUCCUGCUGACCCACAACAUGCUCGGAAGGAAAAACAUGACCUACUCGCUCUAUGUAGGUCUAGGGGCUCAGAAAGACCUGACCCAAAAGCAAGAGCUUCACAUCCCAGGAAGUAGUGUGGCUGGAGAGCCUGUGACUUUGACCUGUACCAUCCACCGCACCUGCCAAGAGUCCAAAGCUCUUUUUCUCUCCUGGAAAGGACCCAUCAUGUCUUCUAGCACAACUGUCCCCAUCAACCCUUCUUCAGCACUGGCCGUUGACCCCAAACCUGACGACCAGGACACCACUCUCAGAUGCCACUUACAGCUAUCCCUAGAUAACCUGUCCAGCAGUAAAGUGGUCAAGCUACAACUGGUCUCACCUGCCAGGCUGCUGUACUACUCCUGUCUGCUGAAGAGAACACUUACCUGUAGCUGUUCCUUCCAUGGGGUCCCCACACCUUCAGUGCAGUGGUGGGUGGGAGGGACCCCUGUGAGUGUGAAUAGCAUAGAUGCCAUCCUGCACAUGACCUCCACCACGCUAGAAUCCUGGACCAACAGCACCAUUCACCUCAUGUGGGAGCCAGAAAUCAUUAAGAGUCUUCGCUGUGAGGGGAAGAACCAAUAUGGAGUCCAUGCCUCCGGAAUCUUCUUGAUACCAGAUAAGAGUUCUGUUUCCAGUGUGUUCCUGAGAGGACUCAUCCAGGGCAUUGUGUAUGGGGCCAUGGCAUCUGCUUUGUUCUUCUUCUUCCUCGUUGUGCUGGGAAUGAAGAUACUUAAUUGGUGGGAGGAAAAUCAAACUUGCAAGAACGAAGAAGCCCCAACUCUCAAGAAACCAGUUUGGGGAGGAGCCAAACCGGCUGAAGUCGGAAGCUGAAGGUGCACUAGCCUUGGCUCUGACAGGGUCUCACUAAGUCAAUGGAGGUAACCUUGAACUCUUGAGAUCCUCCUGCUUCAGCCUCCUAGUAGCAGGGCUCUGGAGAGAGAAAGAAGAGUCCACAUGGAAACUGCAGAUGGAU
Messenger RNA from Rattus rattus (black rat), 1843 nucleotides. RefSeq names its product sialic acid-binding Ig-like lectin 10. Lineage: Eukaryota; Metazoa; Chordata; Mammalia; Rodentia; Muridae. The record is from RefSeq and is a predicted model, not a curated record. The transcript is spliced from 9 exons. Gene Ontology annotation, molecular function: sialic acid binding. Gene Ontology annotation, cellular component: plasma membrane. Gene Ontology annotation, biological process: cell adhesion. The coding region runs from base 592 to 1701 and encodes 369 amino acids.